Messenger RNA from Spizellomyces punctatus DAOM BR117, 2253 nucleotides. RefSeq lists its product as uncharacterized. NCBI's taxonomy places the organism in Eukaryota, Fungi, Chytridiomycota, Chytridiomycetes, Spizellomycetales, Spizellomycetaceae. Gene Ontology annotation, molecular function: protein binding; GTPase activator activity. Gene Ontology annotation, biological process: signal transduction. The record is from RefSeq and is a predicted model, not a curated record. The coding region runs from base 127 to 2124 and encodes 665 amino acids. Gene Ontology annotation, cellular component: cytoplasm; cytoskeleton. The transcript is spliced from 18 exons.
CUGGGUUGGACUUAAUAACCCCCAGAUUUCUGAUCGUUCAACAACAGGAAGGGAUUGCUUUUUUUUUGUUCUUGUUGGUUUCCCAGUUACGUUUUUGACAAACGGUGGGUUCUUUUUGUUACUACUAUGGCUACUGCCACGACAAGAGUUUCGGGAGCGGGAUACCCAGGCGCCGAAGAUGUCUUUGUAGAAAUAACGGACCCUCAAACUGGCAAGACAUUUUUUGCCAACAUUGCGACGGGGGAAUGUUGUUGGGAACGACCGAGACAUGCUCGUGUGAAGCCAAAGGAUGAAUCGGGUAUCGAGUGGUGGGAACUCUUUGAUGAUCAUCACAAGUUGCCCUAUUACUACAAUACCAAGACGGGAGAAACGGAAUGGCUUCGACCGACUGUGGGGACAAUCAUCCCACUGACAGCUAUACAGAACUCUUCCAUCGGAAAGCGCGUUUCCGUUCUCGUACAACAAGCUUCCAUCGCCAAUUCUUUUGCUGGCACGUCCUUGUUGGGUGCUGCAUCACUGGCUGCCGAUAGCCCUAUGCGCUACAUGUCAAAUUCACCGCCCCAGCGAUCCAUACCCGAGGAACCUGUAUACCCCAGGCCAACAACCCGCUCAGGCUCCCAUCCAGAUAUCAGUACGACCCAGCAAUACUCUCCGCUCGCCUCACCGAAUAUGAGACAAAGCAACUCGUCAAAGAAUUUGUCUCAGUCACCUCCUAUAUCGGCUAGCGGGAAUCGCACAUCGCUUACUCAGUCAUCUUCCAUGCAUAGUCUUCGUGAUGCGGCAGCAAGGGCGCGUACCUAUGGGAUUAGUACACCGGUUUUGAACCCAGAAGCAGCAGCAUCAAUGAGUCCAUUGAAUAGUCCAAUAAAUGCAAAGAUACAAUCCAGUCCCGAGCUACAAUCUCCUAUCAAUGAGGGAAAAGCCCUCCCAAAAGACUUGAAAGCGCAACUAAGCCAGUUUCGGAUAGAAGGAUUUGCGACAAAGUACUUUUCAGAACAUAGAAAGGGAAUAUUUUUCCGACGAAGAGUCCCUGUUGAAAAGAUGUUGGUGUACCAAAAGGAGCCUCUGAAAGCCCCAUUAAUGGUCUUGAACAAGGACUUGCACAAGGAUGCACUAAAAUGCUUCAAGCUCAUACAAAAAAUAAUGAAAUCCGACCCUGCCGCUGCGGUAACAGAUACACAUACACUACUGGAAAAAGGGAUUGCCCAUGGUGGCCUUCGAGAUGAGAUUUACGUGCAGAUCUGCAAGCAAUUGAAAAACAAUCCCGAUGGAGAAAGCGUAUACAGAGGCUGGAUACUCAUCUCAGUAGUCACCAUCGCCUUUCCUCCUUCCAAAAACUUUGAAGAUUACCUCAAAAACUUUGUUCAACAGCAUCAAGGAAGCACGGCUGGAAAAGUCGCCAUGGUCGUGCAACACUGUUGGAAAAAGCUGUUAAGAAUCUGUAAAACGGGGCCACGCGGGAAAACCCCCACCACGGCCGAAAUCCAACGGGCUCAGGAGGCACCCUUUACUCAAUCCCUGUUUGGAGAGCCUUUGGAGGAUAUUAUGAAAACGGAACUGGAAAAGAACCCCCACGCGAGUCUCCCUCGUAUUCUCCCGUUCCUAGCAGAUGCAAUUAUCCAUUUGAAUGGAUGCAGAGCAGAGGGGAUCUUUCGUGUACCGGGUGAUGCGGACGCCGUGACUGAAUUGCGCAUGCGGGUGGAAAAGGGAGAUUAUUCCGUGAUGGGAAUCUCAGACCCGAACGUACCAAGUUCUCUCUUAAAGCUCUGGCUACGAGAUCUUGCAGACCCUCUCAUCCCUUCAGAAUUUUAUUCGAGCUGCAUACAGGUUGGACAAGAAGAAUCUCGAAUACCCCUUUCCCAAUCCGGUCCCGCUGCACUACGUAUUAUAUCAAGUCUCCCAGAAAUCAAUCAACGCGUCGUCAACUACAUGAUCAACUUUUUGCGAGUCAUUGCCGAACCACAGAACCAACCCUUCACCAAAAUGACCAUCAGCAACCUUGCCAUGGUUUUUGCGCCAAAUUUCUUGCGGUGUCCGAGUGAUAACCCAACUGUUAUCUUUGAGAGUACAAAGUUCGAACAAGCCUUCCUCCGAAUCCUUAUAUCAUACGUGCAAGAAAAGUAGAGUAAACGCUCACAGUAUUAUGGUUAUUUCCUAGAUGAAAUAAAAUUGUUUUUUUGUUGCCAGUGUGUUGGACUGGGUUUGGUAUUUUUUUUGUAACUAUGAUAAAAAAAAAGGAUUUCAUAACCAACA